CCAAUUGCCAAGAUAAGCCGGGCCACUGGAAGGAAAAGCGAAAGCAAUCUCGGCGCUUUUGCCCCUAAAAUCCAGCGCUUUUCAGGCGGAAACGCCCCGAAAAUCCCACGUCAGAGCGAUCUCCACAUGUCGUAGCACAUCUAUCUCUCUCGGCCCGCACCCCGAUACAUCUUUCCCCAAAUCUUUCUGUCCACCUCUCUCUCAAACCAAGAUAUAUACCCGUCUCUCUGCGUGGAAAUCCGCCCGUACGCACUAUCCAGUUCCAAGUAGAUCUUCGACGGGUCGGAGGACGACCUCGGAAAUCCGACGGGCGCAGAAUCGUAGAUCGGGAAGGGGAUGGAGGACGACAGCGGCAUCAGCAACGGCGGGGAGGAGCUCGUGAACCGGGGAGGAGCGGGGGAGAAGAACAACGGCGCGGCGGCAGCGACCGGCGGGAAGGCGGUGCAGGCGCUCCAGCGGAGGUUCACCGAGGUGCAGGAGAUCCUGGAGCGCAACCGGGUGCUGAUCCAGGAGAUCGGCCAGAACCACGCCACCCGCGAGCCCGGCGGCCUCUCCCGCAACGUCGCCCUCAUCCGCGAGCUCAACAACAACAUCGCCCGCGUCGUCAACCUCUACUCCGACCUCUCCUACUCCUUCUCCAGCUCCCUCGCCGUCCCCAAGAACAACCCUGCCUCCUUCGCCGCCAACACCCCCAACGCCGACGUCUCCCCCGCCGCCGACGUCGCGAACACCUCCUUCGCCGGCAACUACGCCGCCGCCGCUAAGGGAGCGUACAAGAGGCCGCGCUCUACCCAGUAGAAGAGACAGACCAGCACCCGCCGCCCAUUGUUUUUUUUAAUCCUCCUCCUCUUUUCUGCUCGGCAGAUUUUAGAUUUGUGCGCUGGCCAUGGUCAGGGCUCAGCGGCAGGCAUAUUCGAGACUUUGCUUUUCGCUUUCUUGAUUUGCUAUUUUAGCGUCGAUGGACAUGGGGCACCUUGUUGUCAGAAAUCAAACAAAGAUGCAGGCAGGCGUGCAUGACUGUGUGUCUCUGUGUGUGGGUGUCCUUCAGGCCAGAUCGGAUGGAAUGACUGGUUUUGUCUGUGGGAGUGGCAGGAGAGAGAAGUGAGCAGCGUCCUGCUCCUGCUCAUCAUCAGGGAUCAAGUACAAGGAUGGAUCUGGUGAUGAAUUGAUGAUCAGACUGGAUCUCUUUUGCAGCCUUUUUCCCUCUGUUUUGCAGACUGUAUUAAUAUCAAGCUUUUGAAUGCUUCAACCAAUGUGGAAUGUUGAGGAAACAAUUCAAAUAUACGGAGUAGUUUUAUUUUCUUUA
Brachypodium distachyon (stiff brome) is the source of this 1306-nucleotide messenger RNA. RefSeq names its product protein ELF4-LIKE 4. The transcript is spliced from 2 exons. Gene Ontology annotation, biological process: positive regulation of circadian rhythm; entrainment of circadian clock. Lineage: Eukaryota; Viridiplantae; Streptophyta; Magnoliopsida; Poales; Poaceae. Bases 337 to 798 code for a protein of 153 amino acids. The record is from RefSeq and is a predicted model, not a curated record.